Saccharomyces eubayanus is the source of this 1719-nucleotide messenger RNA. It is a transcript of the gene SSP1, whose product is annotated as Ssp1p. The record is from RefSeq and is a predicted model, not a curated record. Lineage: Eukaryota; Fungi; Ascomycota; Saccharomycetes; Saccharomycetales; Saccharomycetaceae. The transcript has a single exon. The coding region runs from base 1 to 1719 and encodes 572 amino acids.
AUGAGGAGUUCAGGUACAUAUGAGGAUGAGCCAUCUCAGGAAACAACUUCUUCUCCUCCAAAGCAACCGCAGCAGAAAAAGCCAACUAAAUUUAGAGAAAGAAUGCGGAAGUGGUUACAAAGUGGGAAAAAUAAUGGUUACCAGGACAAAAAAGAUGAUCCCAAAAUAUUUGACAGAAUUCUUUAUCAACAAGGAGAUAUGACUGCAUUUAACAAUAAUGAAAAUGGGGCAGGUCAGGAUAUAACAAACAACUUUUUUUUACCAGAUGAAGAUGAGUCGUGCCCAGUGCAAAGUAGUGUUAAGACCUUCCUGACCGGAAAUAAUGACGAUAAUACAGACUUACAGUCUCAAGAUCAUACAAAUCAAAACCAGAAACAGACCACCGAACUUCCAAGAUUACCGUAUCAGCAGAGGAGUCCACAAGAAGUACCAUUGUUGAAGGACCUUUUCAUCACUAACAAAUAUGAUGAUCCUUAUUUAAACUCUUCAACAAAAUUUGGUAACAUAACAUCAACUUUCCCCAGCAGUCUAUCUUUAAGGACUGUUACCUUACAAACUAUAAAAAGAAGAAUCGAUUAUAUUUCAGCCAAAAAGAAAGAGGUCUGGAAAACAGAGGAGAAGUUUUUGAAAGACAUAUUGAUGUGGCUACAAAGCUCAAAUUUUGAAGAUCCUGACACGAUAUCGUUGAUCCAUGAAAUUGAGAAAGUUUUUGAACAAGAUAUACUUUUUGAACAGAAUAUUUCAGAUUGCCUAAGAGACAUUUCAAAUAAUUUCGAAUAUAUUUGCGUGAGAGAAACUCAAUUGAUUAAUGAAGGAAAUAUUUUAAAGAAUGACCUGAAAAAAUACUCAAAAUCAAGAGAGCAUAAAGGCGAAAAACAUGAAGAUACAGAGGUAUUUAGAGAGAAAGUGAUAUCAUCACAAAAAUCGUUUGACGUAGUGAAGCGACACUACAAGCACGCAAUAUCAAUAACAACAAGACAGCUAUUUAUGAACCUCGCUUUUGAAUACUAUGAGAAUUGUUCCGAUAUGAAGGAUGUUUCAAGAAAAUACUUACAAGAAUCCUUGUCAACUUUACAAACCAUAGACACUUUAGGAUUUUCAGAAGAAUUAGAAAGAAUCAGGAAAAGAAGGUUUGACAAAUUUUGGGCCAAAGCAAAUCCAGACCCGACAAAUAAUAUUCAGAAGUUUGUUAAUAUGAGAACAGGUGUAGCCGGAUUCAAUGAUUCGUUGAUGAAUCAUUUGUAUGGUAAACUACGCUUCGGAGUCGCGCCACUUGAGGAAGAACUGCAAAAUCAGCAACCUGAGCUCAUUGGUAUGCAAGAGAAUGUUUGGAACGAAACACUCUCUGAGUAUAAUUCAGUAGAUGGUAAUCCCAUUACUUCAAAUAAGUUCUUAUCUGCUAAAGAAGUUGAGUCAGAUCAGCUAGUAAGAACAUUCAGUCAAAACGACGAAGCAAAGGAUAAUAUUCCGCCAAUUAUAAGUGUUCAACAGGUAUCAACACCUGAAGGAAAGAAAGAAAAUUUAGAAAACAAUGACCCUUUGAUAUUGAGAAGCGCAAAAAGAAAUGUAAAUAUCAAUGCUGCUAGUUUAAGGAACCUUGCCAUCAAAAAAUCUCAAGUUAAACCGGAAUCUGCGAAUGAAGAGAGUAAAAUCUUCGCUGCAGCAUUGAAUGAUGCAAGACAAAAUUUGGACGAAAACGUUUGGAAGAGUCCAAUUUAG